This is a messenger RNA of Carya illinoinensis, 2022 nucleotides long. Its product is annotated as protein ZINC INDUCED FACILITATOR-LIKE 1-like. The record is from RefSeq and is a predicted model, not a curated record. The transcript has 18 exons. Lineage: Eukaryota; Viridiplantae; Streptophyta; Magnoliopsida; Fagales; Juglandaceae. Gene Ontology annotation, biological process: regulation of stomatal closure; transmembrane transport. Gene Ontology annotation, molecular function: solute:potassium antiporter activity. The coding region runs from base 354 to 1808 and encodes 484 amino acids. Gene Ontology annotation, cellular component: plant-type vacuole membrane; plasma membrane.
UGAAAAACAAUGGCAAUAACAAAGAAAAAAAACACGUAGUGUCUCGUUGUAUCGUUAUAAUUUCAUUCGGCUGACGCAUGCAAUGAUGCCAGUUGCAACAGCCAAGAUGGUCCUUUUCCUCGUGUUCUUAAGCUGCAGAAUCUGACGUUCUUGACUCUUUUAAGUACUUGCUAGCUCCGGAUUCCCUUAAACCAAGCUGUGACGAGGAUUCAGCAAGCAUAUAAUUGGUGAAUCGGUUUAGAGAAGAAAGGAGGAUUUUUAUUUUUAUUUUAUUUUUUUACCGAUACAAGAACUGAGUUUGAGGUAGUGCUGGCAUUUCGGGCCGAAGUAUCGUUAUUUUGGCUCGAUCAAGAAUGGCAGAACCUUGUACAGAGAGGCUGCUGAAGAAGAAUUACUACGAGAAUUGUCCUGGAUGCAAAGUGGAUCAAUAUAAAGAGUUACACCGAGGUUUUCCCAUUCGAGAGCUUGUUUCUACAUGGGUUGUUGUGCUUUGUACUGCGCUGCCAAUAUCAUCUCUCUUUCCGUUCCUUUAUUUCAUGAUUAGGGAUUUUCAUAUCGCAAAAAGAGAGGAAGACAUUGGCUAUUACGCCGGUUAUGUGGGGUCUUCCUUUAUGCUUGGCAGAGUUUUGACAUCUGUCUUUUGGGGAAUUGUGGCUGAUCGCUAUGGUCGAAAACCCGUUAUAAUUAUGGGGACUAUCACAGUGGUUAUUUUUAACACACUGUUUGGCCUUAGCGUCAAUUUUUGGAUGGCUGUUACAACAAGGUUUCUUCUUGGAAGUUUGAAUGGUUUGCUUGGACCAAUAAAGGCAUAUGCAGGUGAAGUUUUCCGCGAAGAAUACCAAGCUUUAGGGAUGUCAGCAAUUAGUACAGCAUGGGGCAUGGGGUUGAUUAUUGGCCCUGCUGUGGGAGGAUUUCUCGCACAGCCAGCAGAAAAAUAUCCAAAUAUAUUUUCCAAGGAAUCUUUAUUUGGGAGAUUCCCAUACUUCUUGCCCUGCCUUUGCAUAUCACUUUUUGCAUUGGCAGUAUCCGUUGCUACUUGCUGGCUUCCGGAAACACUGCACAUGCAUGGUGGAAAGACAUUACCUGAUGACUUGGAUGAGGGUUUAGAAACCGGGUCCUGCAAUUCUAACAUAAAUGAAAAAACAGAACAAAUUGAAGGAACAGGACCAACUGCAAAGGAAAACCUCAUAAAGAAUUGGCCUCUGAUGUCAGCUAUCAUCGUUUAUUGUAUUUUCUCACUUCAUGAUAUGGCUUAUACGGAGAUAUUCUCCUUAUGGGCCGUCAGCCCCCGAAGUCUUGGGGGUUUGAGCUACUCAACCAAGGAUGUCGGCGAAGUUCUUUCAAUUUCAGGUUUUGGCCUUCUCGUUUUUCAAUUUUCUUUAUAUCCAUUGGUGGAGAGAUUUAUUGGGCCCACAAUGAUAAUGCGCAUUGCAGGUGUUUUAUCCAUUCCUUUGUUAGCAAGCUACCCGUUCAUGACCUUCUUAUCUGGGUUCAGUCUCACCAUCUUGCUAAAUUGUGCUUCUCUUUUCAAGAAUGUCUUCUCUGUGUCCAUCAUAACAACUUUGUUCAUUCUGCAAAAUAGAGCUGUGGAGCAACACCAAAGAGGAGCUGCUAAUGGUAUUUCUAUGACCGCAAUGUCUCUAUUCAAAGCAAUUGCUCCAGCUGGAGGUGGUGCAAUAUUUUCUUGGACACAAAAGCGUCAAGAUGCUGUUUUCCUCCCAGGUGACCAGAUGGUUUUCUUCGCUUUGAAUGUGGUUGAGGCGAUUGGGGUGCUGAUGACAUUCAAACCAUUUCUUGCUCAGAAGUAAAUGCCAUGCCAUGGUUAGAGAGAGAGAGAGAGAGAGAGAGAGAGAGAGUUGAAUGUAAAUCUCAAGAAUAGUUGAAUAAAAUUCUUGGGAUGAUUAAUGAUUCUUUCUUGUGUUGGUAGAUCAGUGCGUGCAUUGUAUUUGAGACUGGGACUAAUUGGUCAGCAGCAAUAUAUUACAAGGAAAGAAAGCAAUCUAUAACCAUUUCAUGCUUUAA